Messenger RNA from Halichondria panicea, 1519 nucleotides. RefSeq names its product balbiani ring protein 3-like. The coding region runs from base 92 to 1279 and encodes 395 amino acids. The record is from RefSeq and is a predicted model, not a curated record. The transcript is spliced from 2 exons. NCBI's taxonomy places the organism in Eukaryota, Metazoa, Porifera, Demospongiae, Suberitida, Halichondriidae.
GAUGUCAAUGCAUGAUGUAUUUAAAUAGGACAGUGGGUCAGUUACUCCAAAAGGCGCAACUUGCAUUGUUUCUGCUGUACAAGGCACAGGCAUGCAUUCUCUAAAGAUUAUUGGGGCAGUUCUCACUGUCUUGUUCCUGGCUCUGAUGGCUGAAGCCACCUAUAGGAACAACAACUGCUAUCAUGAAAACUGCCACAGUGGAGCUAAGUUCAACUGGCAAACAUGUUCUUGUGAGGGUGCAGCUAAACCAGUCAAACCAAAGCAAGCUUCCAGCUUCAAAUUCUCCAUGCAGCCGAUCAGCCAUAACUAUAAUAGCGCAACAUACAACGGACCCAAUUUGAAACUGCUCCAACCAGUCAAGCCAUUCCAACCAAUCAAGCCAUUCCAAUUACCAGCAAAACCGUCCUGUACUCGGCAAGCGUGUGCCCCCGGGCAAUAUUUUGACUACUCCAUAUGUCAGUGCAGGUGUCUACAGAACACAGCCUGCCCUGGAGCACUGCAGUUCAGCCAACAGAACUGCCGCUGCGAGUGUCCCUUCAGUGACUUCAUCAACGACCUGAGCUGUGGUCCUGGCCAGUUUUUCAACACCUUUCGUUGCAGAUGUGAGUUCCUUCCUACUCCCCCACCACCACCCCCGACACCCGAAACACCUAACUGUCCAAGAAUCAUCGCUUGCUCCUUCCCCCAAUCCUUCGAUACCAACACAUGUCGUUGUGUAUGCCCAAGAGGCGCUGCCGAGAGUUGUACCAGGGCACAAUUCUUCAAUCCAAAUACUUGUGAUUGUGAGUGUUCCUCAAGUGACCGUCAGUGCAACGAGCUGCAAGAACAAAACCCAUUGACAUGUGAGUGCGAAUGUGUAGCAGUUCUUCCUUUGCCAAUUGAGAUUGAAGACGACGAUGACUCCACCCCUGGUACAAGGUCAACUGGAACUGGAACGAGGUCAACUGGAACGAGGUCAAGUGGAACAAGGAGCACUGGUACACGUAGUACGAGACGUAGUACAAGGAGGAGCAGUUCCAGCCGAUCGAGGAGGGAGGUGGAGUUGGAGGUGAACGACCUCCUAGUGAGAGAGAAGAGACGUAAGAGCAAGAAGAGCAAGAGCAAGAGCGGCAGUCGCAGCGGUACAGGGACAGGGUCACGGAGCAGCGGAUCACGGAGCAGCGGAUCACGAUCCAGUGGAGGUACAGCCUCGCGUACCACGAUCCUUUUCAACCCAGGCCCAGCUGAAAGAUGUCCUGCCGGACAGACAUUGAACACACGCACAUGCAGAUGCUUUUAAGGGGAGAAGAUAAAAUGAGAGUGCAAGUAAUCAGAGGACAAUAUUAAUACUGUAAAACAAUUUAUAGAAGAACAGCUCGAAAAUUAUAUCAAGAUUGUUGUGUGUUGCUAUGGGAAACACAAUAUUACACUGAUAAUGAGAACUGUAUAUAUAGCUGACUUACGCUAUAGCAUCUGACCUUUAAAAGUUGAUUGUUACCACAAUAGCUCAGUUUUAAAAAAAUGCCAUGGAAAUGCUUGA